CACCGAGAGGAGGGCCUAGAGCAGACAAGCCCGCCCCGCCGCUCCUCCCAGCCGCUUCUAUCCCGGAAGUUGAAGCCGAGCGCAGAUCGCUUGCAGUUUGCUAGCUGUGUGGGCUGGGAGGUCUGGUAGGGCUGAGCUUGCGAGAGGAUCAACAUGCCUUUGGCUAGAGAUUUACUACAUCCGUCCUUGGAAGAGGAAAAGAAAAAACAUAAAAAGAAACGCCUAGUACAAAGUCCAAAUUCUUACUUUAUGGAUGUAAAAUGUCCAGGUUGCUACAAGAUCACAACGGUUUUCAGCCAUGCUCAGACAGUGGUUCUUUGUGUAGGUUGUUCAACAGUGUUGUGCCAGCCUACAGGAGGAAAGGCCAGACUCACAGAAGGUAUAUCAUUUGGCAUUCUCCAACCCAGUGAUGAGAUUGAUGAUUAUAAAUGUCUCUAUCUUCACUGAAAAGUUUAAAGAAAUCUUAAUGAUUACCAAAAUAACUUAUCUUUCAUUGUGUGCUUUCAGUAAAGAAUGGCCUGUUCAAAUGGAUAUAUUUAUACUCUUGACCUUGCGGUGAACUCCAUUGACUUAUUUUUCUUAGUUUAGAACACAUUUAUUCACUUAGUUUGCUUAACUUGGAAUAAAUUAAGUCAGAAUAGAAGCAAAAGAAUAACUACAUGUUAUAGGACAUGCAGAUUUAUUUAUUUAUUUAUUUAUUUAUUUUUAUUAGGAGUCUCGCUCUGUCGCCCAGGCUGGAGUGCAGUGGCGCCAUCUCAGCUCACUGCAACUUCUGCCUCCCCGGUUCAAGUGAUUCUCUUGCCUCAGCCUCCCAAGUAGCUGGGACCACAGGCGCGUGCCACCAUGCCUGGCUAAUUUUUUGUAUUUUUAGUAGAGGUGGGGUUUCACUGUGUUAGCCAGGAUGGUCUUGGUCUCCUGACCUCAUGGUCUGCCCGCCUCAGCCUCCCAAAGUGCUGGGAUUACAGGCAUGAGCCACCUCGCCGGCCAGGACAUAUAGAUUUUUAAAACCAUAUAGAAUUUUAAAAUUUCUCUUACAAAAUUCUGUUCCAUAUGUAUUUAGUACAUAUAAUAGUUUUUUUUUAUCAUUGCCAGCUAAGCAACAGAUAGCUAAUAUAUAAGUUAAAAUGCCAGAGGUUUUAUUUUUAUGAGCAACUGCAAUGAUUAAUAUAAAAACCUAAUUUUAAUUCCUCUUUCACUUUAGUGCAAUAAGAAAAAUAUAUAUAUAUAUAGUUUCCAUAGUAAUACUUAUAAAUUUACAAUUCCAUAAUGAUGUUAUAAAUUUGCUUGUGAUAUUUUGGAGAGCUGUAAGUUCCAUGCUCUCACUGGAAGAGUUCAAGUGGAUUGGCAGCAAAUCCGAGAUCUAUUUGGUGUGACCUGGUGAGAUCUAAAUAUGGAGUCAGCACAUGAUAUUUUAAGAGUAAUAUUGCUAAGUAAUAUUGCUAAGUAUACUUGUGAGAUUUUUGAAAUAAAGUAUGUCAUGUCAUGAUUUUGGAAUUUAGUGCCCAUAUGCUGACAGAUGGUUUAAUGGGUCUAUCUGUUCUAGAGUUUUCCUAAUGGGUCUGAAAAUACCUCUAAUCAAAAUUAUUUUCUUGAGAAAAGUAUUCAGAAUAGUUCCUAAAAAUUAAGAGUAUAUCUUCUGACAGCUUGCUUGAAACAGUCUUCACUGUUGAAUUCAGGCUCAUGGUCUUAAGUAGACUUCAUUAUAGCAUUUGAGAAACAGGAGUGACACUUAUAGUCAUACCAGAGUAAACUCAGAUAUGAUAGAUAUAUUAUAGCAAAUUUCUGGUAUAAAAGGAUAAAUAAUCUGUAUAUGAAUAUUAAUCCAAUAUUCUUAAAACUUCAGUAUUUUACUUAAAAGUACUUUUUGUCAUUAAAAUUAUAGCAAAGGUAGAAUGCACUUGUUUAAUAUACUCUCAUGAUUCUUUUGCAGGGUGUUCAUUUAGAAGAAAGCAACACUAAUGAUUCAAACAGCUUCCUGAAUUUUGUGUUGUCUCACAGAAAGCCUUAUCAUAAAUUCCAUAAUUCUAAUUAAUUUACCAAGAUAAUGUAAUUACAUUUGGUUUUGUAAGGUAUACAGCAGUAAUCUCCUAUUUUGAUGUCAGUUUUUCAAUAAAGUUUUGAUUAUGGGCAAA
This is a messenger RNA of Gorilla gorilla gorilla (western lowland gorilla), 2132 nucleotides long. RefSeq names its product ribosomal protein S27 like (gene RPS27L). Gene Ontology annotation, molecular function: structural constituent of ribosome. Gene Ontology annotation, biological process: translation. Lineage: Eukaryota; Metazoa; Chordata; Mammalia; Primates; Hominidae. The record is from RefSeq and is a predicted model, not a curated record. Gene Ontology annotation, cellular component: ribosome. The transcript is spliced from 3 exons. Bases 154 to 447 code for a protein of 97 amino acids.